AUGACCACCCCAUUCACUGAAGAUCAAACGCCCAAUAUGGCCGCCAUCCCCGCGCGAGCAGCCGCGCUACUCGCCAAUCUGACGGCCGUAUCAGCGCGCGUCACCGCAGCAGCAGCUCAAUCUCCCCAGCCAAGCAAGCCAGUGCGGCUAGUAGCCGUAUCAAAGCUCAAACCAGCCUCAGAUGUCCUAGCCAUGCACCAGUCGCCAGCCUCACAGCUCCACUUCGGCGAGAACUACAUGCAAGAGCUCCUCGAAAAGUCACGUCUGCUCCCCCCGAGCAUUAAAUGGCACUUCAUCGGCGGAUUGCAGUCAAACAAGUGCGUAACACUCGCGCGCGAUGUGCGCGGUCUAUGGGCCGUUGAGAGCGUCGACUCGGAGAAAAAGGCCCAAUUGCUCAAUAAAGGCUGGGGAGAGCGGAAGCCAGAGCAAGUCCAGGAGCAGGAGCAGACUCAAGCGGGCGAAGAUGCGGAUGCUAGACUUCGCAUUUACGUUCAGGUUAAUACCUCUGGUGAAGAAAAUAAAGCUGGCGUCGAGCCGGCCGCGGCUUCGGGAUUGGCUCGCUUUAUUUGGGAAAAGUGUCCGGGGCUGAAGCUUCAGGGCGUUAUGACUAUUGGUGCUAUUGCGCGGUCAAAGGCUACGACGCCAGAAAAUGAGAAUGAGGAUUUUGUGCGUCUGCGUGAGACGCGGGAUCGCAUCGUUGCUGAUCUUGGGUUGACGGGGGCUGAGGCUGGAUUGGAGUUGAGCAUGGGGAUGAGCUCAGAUUUCGAGGGUGCUAUUGCCUUGGGUUCGGACCAGGUGCGAGUUGGCACGACUCUGUUUGGGGAUCGACCACCGAAGUCGGAGGCAAGGGUUGUUUGA
Messenger RNA from Penicillium taxi, 858 nucleotides. Its product is annotated as YggS family pyridoxal phosphate enzyme. The coding region runs from base 1 to 858 and encodes 285 amino acids. Gene Ontology annotation, cellular component: intracellular anatomical structure. Gene Ontology annotation, molecular function: pyridoxal phosphate binding. The record is from RefSeq and is a predicted model, not a curated record. NCBI's taxonomy places the organism in Eukaryota, Fungi, Ascomycota, Eurotiomycetes, Eurotiales, Aspergillaceae. The transcript has a single exon.